Lacerta agilis (Sand lizard) is the source of this 2744-nucleotide messenger RNA. It is a transcript of the gene DDX10, whose product is annotated as DEAD-box helicase 10. The transcript has 18 exons. Bases 94 to 2634 code for a protein of 846 amino acids. The record is from RefSeq and is a predicted model, not a curated record. Gene Ontology annotation, molecular function: ATP binding; nucleic acid binding; RNA helicase activity. Lineage: Eukaryota; Metazoa; Chordata; Lepidosauria; Squamata; Lacertidae. Gene Ontology annotation, cellular component: nucleus. Gene Ontology annotation, biological process: rRNA processing.
CCGUGCGCCCGGCUCCUCCUCCGGCCGCCGCGCGUUACGCUGCCGGGAAGCGUGUUUGCCGUCUCUGCCCACGCCGGCUGUUUCCGAGGCGGAAUGGAGAAAAGCCGGGGGACCUUCGGUGGGCCCAGCCCGGACCCGGUGCGCAACUUUGAGCGCUGGAAGAAGAAUUACGCCAAGCGCAAGGACCGGCUGCGCCAGCAGCGCCAGAAGCAGAAGCGUCCCGCUUGGGAGGUGGAGAAGGAAGGCAUCGCCAGGUUGCAGCAGAGCUACUCGCAGAUAAAUGCAAAUGAGGUUGUAAGAUUUUCGGAUUUCCCGUUAUCUAACAAAACACUGAAAGGAUUGCAGGAAGCUCAGUAUCGCAUGGUGACUGAAAUCCAGAGGCAGACCAUAGGUUUGGCCUUGCAAGGUAAAGACGUAUUGGGAGCUGCGAAGACUGGAUCUGGCAAAACUUUGGCUUUCAUUGUACCUGCUCUGGAAAUCUUAUACCGUCAACAAUGGACUCCCAUGGAUGGACUGGGAGUUCUGAUCAUAUCGCCUACCCGAGAGUUGGCAUACCAAACAUUUGAGGUUCUGCGUAAGGUGGGGAAGAAUCACGAGUUCUCGGCCGGCCUUAUCAUUGGUGGAAAGGACCUGAAACAAGAAUCAGAAAGAAUCCACAAUAUAAACAUACUGAUAUGUACUCCGGGACGGCUUUUACAGCACAUGGACGAAACAUCAUAUUUCCAUGCCUCCAAUCUGCAGAUGUUGAUACUUGAUGAAGCUGACAGAAUUCUGGACAUGGGUUUUGCUGAUACGAUGAAUGCAAUCAUAGAAAACCUUCCCGAGAUGCGCCAGACUCUGCUUUUCUCAGCCACGCAAACCAAAUCGGUGAAGGACCUGGCCCGGCUGAGCUUGAAAGAUCCAGAAUAUAUCUGGGUACAUGAGAAGGCAAAGUUCAGUACUCCAGCAACUUUGGAACAGAACUAUGUUGUUUGUGAACUGCACCAGAAAAUCAAUAUGUUGUACUCCUUUUUGAGAAGUCAUCUGAAUAAGAAAAGUAUUGUAUUUUUUGCAAGCUGUAAAGAGGUCCAGUAUUUGUUUAGAGUCUUCUGCCGUCUUCGACCUGGGCUCCCUAUACUAGCUCUUCAUGGCAAGCAGCAGCAGAUGAAGAGAAUGGAAGUCUACACUGAUUUUGUGCGCAAGAAAUCGGCAGUUCUCUUUGCUACGGAUCUUGCGGCUCGGGGACUUGAUUUCCCUGCUGUGAAUUGGGUCAUUCAGUUUGAUUGUCCAGAGGACGCAAAUACUUACAUUCACAGAGUUGGCAGAACAGCCAGGUACAAAGAAGGUGGGGAAGCUCUCCUUGUGCUGCUUUCUUCAGAGGAAAAGGGGAUGAUGCAGCAGCUGUCACAGAAGAAAGUUCCCAUCAACAACAUCAAAAUCAAUCCUGAAAAGCUUCUUGACAUCCAGAAAAAGAUGCAGUCCUUCUUGGCUCAAGAUCAAGAGUUGAAAGAGCGAGCACAACGGUGUUUUGUUUCCUAUCUGCGAUCGGUCUACCUAAUGAAGAACAAGGAAGUGUUUGAUGUAUUCAAGUUGCCUGUUGCUGAAUAUGCCCUCUCCCUCGGGCUUGCUGUGGCCCCUCGUGUACGAUUUCUUCAGAAGUUGCAGAAGAAAACGCCUGAGAAUGAGCCUGAAAAAGAAAGACCAUUGCAGCAAACAGAUGAGCCCCAAAAUGCCCCAUUUUCUGUAAGCAACGAUGAUGUAGAGAAAUGCAGAGCACUCUUCAGCGAAACAGCCGUGUUGGGAGGAGAUGAGGACAUAGAAGAUAGUGAAACUGAGGACGAUGCAUCACAGGCUCAGACUGAGACUGAAGAAGAGCCCUUAGCCGUCAAGGGUUCGGAAGCUGAACGCCUGCAGUUCUUUGAAGAGGGCGAUAGUGAUGAUGAUGACACUAAGGAUCUCGAUGUGCUGACGGUGAAACGGCGGAAUGUCUUUGGCUUGGAACCAGGAGAAAAAGUAGCACCAAGUACAUCGAAUUCAAAGCCGAAGAAGAAAAUAACUAAAACAAAAGAAGCUAAAAAAGUAUUGAAGAGAAAAUUUAAAGUAAACACAAAAAUUGUGUUUACUGAAGAUGGGGAGUUAAUUCAGCAGUGGCCACCCGCACAAAAAUCUGUUCACGACGAAGCAGAAGAUGACGACGACAGUGGUGGAAUCAGUCUCAACAAAGCAAAAGAGAGGCUGCAGGAAGAGGACAAAUUUGACAAAGAAGAAUAUAGGAAGAAGAUUAAAGAAAAACACAGGGAAAAACGACUGAAAGAAAAGGCAGCAAGAAGAGAAGCCAGAAAGAAAAAUGCAAAAGUGGAAGAGGAAUGUGUCGCCUUUCUGGAUCGCAGUGAAAGUGAUGAUGACUUUGAUCCAAGCAUCCUUCCAGACCCUGACAGGUAUACAGACUCGGACCAAGAGGCUGAUCCAGAAAGCCAUGGUGGCCCUGGGAUGGACAAACAACGUUCUGGUGGAAGCACAUCAGCAGUAGAAACAGCACCAAGAAGAAAGAAGAUCAAACUCAGCAAAGAGGACUCGUUUGCAACAUUAGAUACAGGCCUUUCCCUUGCAGAAGAUGAAGCGCUAGUAUUACAUCUCCUCAACAACCAAAGCUAAUUUCCCCCCCUCCCACGCUAAUUUCAAAGCUAUUUUUGUCUUUGUAUCAGAAAGGCACAUGGCCAAUUUGGUUGCCAAUAAAUAAAUAUUGCUGUAAACAUUUCUGAGAU